Sebastes umbrosus (honeycomb rockfish) is the source of this 1879-nucleotide messenger RNA. It is a transcript of the gene otud3, whose product is annotated as OTU deubiquitinase 3. The transcript is spliced from 8 exons. Gene Ontology annotation, biological process: protein deubiquitination. The record is from RefSeq and is a predicted model, not a curated record. Lineage: Eukaryota; Metazoa; Chordata; Actinopteri; Perciformes; Sebastidae. Gene Ontology annotation, molecular function: cysteine-type deubiquitinase activity. Bases 264 to 1340 code for a protein of 358 amino acids.
UCUGCAGUUUGGCCCAUUCCGCCUUACGUACGUUGUGACGUACACGGACAUACGUAUGCGGAAGCUCAGUUGUAAACAAAAGCGGACACCACUACAUUCAUUUAUCUUCUGAGCCGAAAAGAAACAAGAAAACGAAUCAUAUUCAUAUACUGUAGAAGGCAGCUCGUUAAAGAUGUUUGGCAGUGGUUGAUGCAAGUGCCAGCUCAUUCCUAUAAGAAGACAUACUUUGGUGUUGUAGGCCCGCAAAAACUACUAUAGCCAACAUGUCUAGGAAGCAGACGCCGAAACCUUUACGGAGCAACAAGAAGAGCGAACUGGAACGCAAGAGGGAUGAGCGGGCAGCACGCAGGGCCAUCGUAAAGGACCGCAAGAACCGGCCUCAGGAUGGCGAUGAAGGAGCAGAAAUUGUCAGUUUCUCCAACCAGCUCCAGGCCCUGGGGCUCAAGCUGAGAGAAGUCCCGGGAGAUGGGAACUGCCUGUUCAGAGCGCUAGGUGACCAGUUAGAGGGUCACUCCCGGGGUCAUCUGCGGCUUAGGCAGGAGACUGUCCAGUUUAUGAUGUCCCAUCGACAAGACUUUGAACCCUUUGUUGAGGACGACAUUCCUUUUUCACAGCACUUGUCCAACCUCUCGCAGCCUGGUACGUUUGCUGGCAACGACGCUAUAGUGGCUUUUGCUCGCAGUCAACAGGUGAAAGUGGUCAUCCAUCAGCUAAACACGCCACUGUGGGAGAUAAAUGGUGUAGAAAAGCAGACAUGCAGAGAACUGCACAUUGCCUACCGCUAUGGAGAUCACUACGACAGUGUGAGGCGGACUGGAGACAACUCUGAGAAUCCUGCUCAGCUCCGCAUAGAGAAUCUGCAGAAUUCACAAGGCCAGCAGCGUGAGUUUGGGGACGGUCAGAGGGACAGACGAAAAAACCCUUCUCCCACAGCCUCAGAGGAGGACAACGUGAUCCUGAGUUCCAUCAAGAAUCGAGGAAUCCAGGGUGAUGAGGAGAACCUGCUCCAGCUGAGUGCAGCGACCAUCAAUGCUGAGUGGCUUGUAGGCUCCGUGCUGGGUCAGUCGUGCCAAGGCCAGUGUGCCUCAGGAUCCUGCUCCUCCUGCAGAUCUGCAGCCUCAGACUGCAGUGAGCACAAACAGUCAGCAGAGGGCUGCAACGUACAAAAACCAAAGGUAUCUAACAAGCAGAGGAAAGAGCAGCAGCGGCACGAUAAGAAGAAGCGUCAGGAGGACAGGCAUCGGCAGAAGUUCCUCCAGAGUAAAGGAAGUCAGGACCAGAACCAGAACGUGCCAGAGGCUGUUACUUUAGUACCAGCUCUAAACAUUCUCAGUAUAUAGACUGGAGCAUGGCCAAAAUUACCUACUGCUACUCUUGCUAUCGGUGGCUGACGCUGUUUUGCACAUAGUCCAAUUUGAUUCAGUCACAGUGGAUGACUUUUCCUAAAGAGACUCCUAUAGUUUCUUUGCAAACGGUAUAACGGUGCCUGCAAACUUGUGUGUGUGAGAGAUGUGUGAAAGUUGUAAAAGACAGAGUGAAAGAGCAUGACUUUCAGUUUUUUUGUUGGGUUUUGAUUCAGUUCAAUCCCUGGUUGGUGUUGGCAUACGCAGAACCUCCUCAGAUCUACCUACAGAUCUACCUACCACGCUACCUAUAGCCCCCUUUCUAUGCUGGACAUCAGGCUUUUCAUGACAACCAUACAGAUAAUCUCAUGCAGCUGGGCUUUUUCAUUUGCCACAAGAUUGAGUUCCUUCAGAUGGUUCUGUUUGUUCAAUCUGACCAGAGGAGGAAGAUAAAGGAAGAGCGGCAGAUGGAUGCUUGUUAUGAACACUGUGUAAGGAAUGUGGCAAUAAAUAAUAAUAAAUGAUAAUUUUCUGUU